This is a messenger RNA of Ascochyta rabiei, 651 nucleotides long. RefSeq lists its product as uncharacterized. Gene Ontology annotation, biological process: intracellular protein transport; endoplasmic reticulum to Golgi vesicle-mediated transport; protein retention in ER lumen. Bases 1 to 651 code for a protein of 216 amino acids. The transcript has 2 exons. Gene Ontology annotation, cellular component: endoplasmic reticulum-Golgi intermediate compartment; endoplasmic reticulum; Golgi apparatus. Lineage: Eukaryota; Fungi; Ascomycota; Dothideomycetes; Pleosporales; Didymellaceae. The record is from RefSeq and is a predicted model, not a curated record.
AUGCGGUCCUUCGCCACGAUCGCCUGCCUCUUCCUGGCGUACUGCACCGCCGUAUACGCGACCGCCCUCACCUACCGCCUAGAAGCACACGAGAAGGCGUGCUUCUACGCGCACGUCGACUUCACGGGAACCAAGGUUGCCUUUUACUUCGCCGUCCAGUCCGGCGGCUCCUUCGAUGUUGACUACUCGGUUGUGGGUCCUGCGGUAAGCGGCAGGAACCAGAAGGUCAUCCUCGACGGCACCAAGGAGCGACAGGGCGAUUUCGUCUUCACCGCCACCGAGGUCGGCGAGUACGAGUUCUGCUUCAACAACGAGAUGAGCACGUUCGCGGAGAAGUUGGUCGACUUUGAAAUCGCUGUCGAGAACGAGGCUCCCCGCGCUGCCAUCCCCUCCAAACAGGGGUCAUCGCCAGAACAGACGACCGUCCUGGAAGAAUCAAUCCUGAAGCUCUCCGCCCAGCUCUCCACCAUUUCCCGCAACCAAAAGUACUUCCGCACACGUGAGAACCGCAACUUCAGCACCGUCAAGAGCACCGAGAAGCGCAUCUUCAACUUCAGCUUGAUGGAGGGAGGCCUGAUGGUCCUCAUGGCCGGUCUGCAGGUUGCAGUUGUCCGCUUCUUCUUCCAGGGCGCAAGGAAAGGUAUUUUAUAA